ACAGCAACAGUGUGUAACACAGCAGCAGUUUUAAUAUCUUUCUGAAGUGGAGUUGGUGUGGAGAUCUGGGAGUGUGAACUCAGGAUGAAGAUCCUCCUCAUCUUCACCCUCUGUCUGAUCUCAGAUGGAGGAGACGCCAAGAAAGUAACAGGAUAUUCAGGAGGAGGAGUCCUUAUCAAGUACAAGUAUGAUACAAAAUUCACACAAAACCAAAAAUAUUUCUGUAAGGGUUCAGGGCCAUACUGUUCUGACCAAAUAAAGACAGGAGCUAAAAACGAGUGGAUAAAUUCAGGAAGAUUCUCACUGUUUGAUGACACCAAAUCAGCAGUGUUCAGUGUGAUGAUCAGAGAGCUCACUGUACAGGACACGGGGAUGUACUACUGUGGAGUUUAUAGAGAUUCAUGGAUGGACAUUUACACAACAGUGGACCUGAAGGUAAAGAAAGGGUCCUUGGUCUCUAGAAAAGUGACUGCAUAUGCCGGGACAAGAAGCAACAUCAAGUGUAGCUAUGACGAUGAGUACAAAAAGAAACCUAAAGCUUUCUGUAAGAUCAAAACACAUCAGUGGUGUUUUAAUCAAAUAAGUACAGAACCAAACAGGUUAUGGUCACAUAAUGGCAGAUUCUCAAUUCAUGACAACAGAAGUGCAGGAUUCUUCAGUGUGUUUAUCAGAGAGCUGAUUACGGAGGACACGGGAACAUACGCGUGUGCUGUUGUUGUGUCUAAUGAAACGGAGUUCUACACUGUACUGACGCUGAACGUAACACAAGAUCUGUCCAGUGAGAAGUCCAUCAGUAAGACUGUCCAUGUAGGAGGAGAUUUGACUGUCAGUUGUAAAUACCCAGAAUCCCACAGGAAUGACAAUAAGUUUCUCUGCAAAAGGCCUGCACUUGCUGCUUGUCUUUAUAGUGCAACUGUUAAAGAAAGUAGAAAACAUGUAAAUAAUGGGAAAUUCUCCUUGUAUGAUGACAGAGAAACACAAAUGUUGACUGUGAGUAUUAGAAGUGUAACUGAGCAGGACUCUGGUGAAUACUGGUGUGGAGCUGAAGCAGCCUGGAAAUCUGAGCAUGGAUACAAGGUUUAUUUCACACAGAUCGACCUGACAGUUACUGGUGAGUUUGUAUGAGUGACGCUGACAUUCUGUAAUUUCUUACACACAUUACUGUACAUAAACCUUUUUGGUAGCUGGAUAGCAGAAUUGAUGUAGCAUUUCUCAUUAUGAGAUAAUAUAAGAUUAUUAGGCCUAUUUUUGGUGCCAUUCUAUAAGGAAAUAAAUUGGCUUAUUUGAAGACUUUAUUUGCCAAUAAAAUACAUAAUUUCAGCUUAACAAUUUUAUAAUUUUUUUUUUUUUUUAAGCCAGAGCUGAAAAGUCUGCCCUCUGCUUUACACAUGCCUUUUGACUUUUCAGAAAUAUUACUAGCACCACAGAAAUAUCUCACCUAAUCUUUCUAUGGGGAUUUCCUCAGCUAAUGGCAGUCAAUGUUUCUGAAGAUCCUAAAAUCCUAAAAAAUAUAUAUAUUUUUUAAAUCCACAAAUACAACACACAUAAAGCACAAGUACUGUUUUUAGCCACACGUGCAUGCAUGUGCUGUAUUAAUUUAUAAUGUAAUAAACUAAAUGAUAAAUGAUUCAUCCAUGAGACCCAAUAUCAUCUCAGCCUACAUCAACUUCUCCUCCAACAGUUCACUACGCUUAAAUGCAUAU
Ictalurus furcatus (blue catfish) is the source of this 1703-nucleotide messenger RNA. RefSeq names its product polymeric immunoglobulin receptor-like. The coding region runs from base 85 to 1125 and encodes 346 amino acids. The transcript is spliced from 4 exons. Lineage: Eukaryota; Metazoa; Chordata; Actinopteri; Siluriformes; Ictaluridae. The record is from RefSeq and is a predicted model, not a curated record.